This is a messenger RNA of Mytilus trossulus (common blue mussel), 2203 nucleotides long. RefSeq lists its product as uncharacterized. NCBI's taxonomy places the organism in Eukaryota, Metazoa, Mollusca, Bivalvia, Mytilida, Mytilidae. Gene Ontology annotation, molecular function: ubiquitin protein ligase activity; zinc ion binding. The transcript has 2 exons. The record is from RefSeq and is a predicted model, not a curated record. Gene Ontology annotation, biological process: protein polyubiquitination; proteasome-mediated ubiquitin-dependent protein catabolic process. Bases 142 to 1812 code for a protein of 556 amino acids.
UUUGAACUUUGAGCAGUAUUGACCUUAAAAUUAAGUCACGUGGGUUUGUCGCAUUCACAGGCUGUACAUACAUAAAAGUAAAUGGAGGAUAUAUUUGCUCAUUGAUAACAGCAAAAGAGAUCUGUUGAAAUAAGGUUUUCAAUGGGAAUGUCCAAAGAAUUUUGUACCCUACAUCUAGAAGAGGAUUUAUCCAUUUCUGCUGAAUCAUGGUGUAUAGAAUGCCAAACCUUUCUUUGUCUACAAUGUGAAAAGGACCAUAAGAGAAACCGAGCUUCAAAGCGUCACCCGAUCAUAUCCAUUGUAGAAUACAAUCAACUACCUGCACUCAUUCUAGAAUCGAGCAAUUGGUGUGAUGCACAUGGCAAAAAAUAUGACUUUUUCUGUCAUUUCCACGACACUGCUGGUUGCGUUACAUGCAUUAAAGAUCAGCAUAAAGAAUGCAGAGAUCUAAGUCCUCUUGAAGAUGUCAUGAAAGGUAUAAAAUCUUCUGCCACAGUUGAAAAGGUUAAAAAGGAACUGCAAAACCUUAAUGAUGAUGUUAUCAAGAUAACUUCUUAUUUAGAUUCAAGACUGAUCUCUCUCCAAAAGCAGAAAGUCCAAAUGGUGGAAGAAAUUCAGUGUACGAGGAAGUCCGUAAACAAUCAUCUCGAUAAAAUUGAAAAAAGAAUUUUAGACGAUUUGGAUACAGAACUUUUUAAAAUUAAAUCAAAAUUGGAAAAAAUGUUGAACGAACUUAAAAGUAAAAAGACAAAAUUCGACAGUUUACACAAUGACUUUACCAAGAUGAUGGAGUUUGCGACAGAUUUACAAACAUACAAUGCCUUGAGACAAAUUGCUAAGAUUACAGGCGAAGAAUCUAGUAACAUUGACAAUCUUAAAGCUAAAUACGAAUUAAAGGACCUACAUGUGAAAGUAGAGAUUGUAGAAGCACUCCAGUCGGUUGAAAAUAAUAUAACGGCUUUUGGUAAGAUAAUUGUUAAAACUGUACCGUUCAAUUUACAACUGAAAUCGUUGAAAGAACUCCAGAUAAAUGUACUACUUCCGAUAAAGCCAAAAUUAAUCAGCACAUUGAACAUUUCCGGUGUAGGCCAAUGCAAGAUACAUGGCUGUUUGAUUUUACCUCAAGAAAACUUCUUAUUUGUUGACAGAAGCAACAAACGAGUACUGUUAUUUUCUCAAGAUGGAACAUUUAAAAGAACUGUUAUCACUUUUGUAGACAGUCCAUCUGAUGUUUGUUACAUAGAAGAUGACAUAGUGGCAAUCACAUUUCCUGAAGCACGUUUGAUUCAUUUAGUUGAUACUGAAAAGAAUAGAAUAAAAAAUACCAUAAAUAUCAAGGGCUAUGGAUAUGGUAUUGAAAGUGACGGGGGGAAAUUAUUCGUUAGAAUUUCAAACCAAGACAGUUUUAUUGUUCUUGAUUUGGAGGGAAACAUUUUAAGGCGCAUUCAAAUUCCUGGAGAUUGCAUCACUCGAUUUACCAUAAUGGAGAAUAACAUUGUAUGUAUGAACUGGGAUACAAGUGAGGUCUUGUCUUAUAACAUGAACGGGAACCUACUCUGGAAAUUUAGCCAUGAGACAAUUCGAAAACCCAUGGGAAUAGCAAAAGAUACGAGAGGAAACAUUUAUUUAUCUUGUCAAGAUUCUGAUAAGGUCGUUGUUUUGUCAUCAACCGAUAAAAGCAGCUUCAGCUUCUUAUCAAAUUCAGAUGGAUUGAAUAAACCAUUCUCAUUACAUAUUGACCAACAACGGUCAUUACUACUCGUUGCUAAUGAAAAAGACGGAAAAGCAUUUGUUUAUCAGAUUCCAAAAUAAUUUCAACUCGCAAGUAUUCCUGUUUUAUGUGUUAAAAACAUUACUCUGUCGGAGUGGUGGUUCGUGUGGUAUUGUGACUUUCAAUGCAUAUAAAAACUUAAUAUAGCCAAGGUACUUAAUAUAGCCAAGGUAGCUGAAAGAAACUUUAAACACAAACUAACAAGACAGAAUCGUUAUUCUUUCCCAUUCUGCAAAUAAUUGAGAUGAUAACUUCACCUUUCUCAAGUAUGAUUUUUAUUUCUUUAUUUGGGUCUACUCACGAUGACAACAAAAGAAAGCAACAUUCGAAUUACAAAUCAUACCGUUGAGCAGUGACUUUAUAGCAAUUAUUAAAGUAGAGCUUUUUUUAACAAUAUUUCUUCUUACAAAAUUAAUAAAUAACAAUGUUGUC